Molecule: messenger RNA, 2068 nt
Organism: Tupaia belangeri chinensis (Chinese tree shrew)
Lineage: Eukaryota; Metazoa; Chordata; Mammalia; Scandentia; Tupaiidae
Gene: PMAIP1
Product: phorbol-12-myristate-13-acetate-induced protein 1
Exons: 2
Coding region: 153-317 (54 amino acids)
Biological process (GO): positive regulation of apoptotic process; release of cytochrome c from mitochondria; DNA damage response
Cellular component (GO): mitochondrion
Source: RefSeq, a predicted model, not a curated record
CCCGGAUCUUAGAGGUCCCCUGGCGCGCACCGCUUCUCACAGUCCCUCUGUCCACUCUGCGCGCAGCUGGUGUCCUGGAGGCGUCCACGGGCUCGACUUGGGGGACCGAGGCCCCCUAGGUUUGCAGCGCAGUUCAGGCGGUGCUUGCGAAGAUGCCUGGGAAGAAGGCGCGUAAGAACGCGCCACCCGGCCCACCCCGGACUGCGGGAGAAUUUGAAGUUGAGUGUGCCACUCAGCUCAGGAGAAUUGGAGACAAAUUGAGUUUCCGGCAGAAACUUCUGAAUCUGAUAUCUAAACUCUUCCACUCAGGAACCUGACUACUUCUAAAGCUUUUGCUUGAGGAGACUGGAAGCUGAAAGUUUCCCUAGUAGGUGCCAAAUUCAUCCAUUAGAAGGGCCUCCGAUGUGAUUGGGGAGAAGCUUCACUGUGGCUUUGGGACUCUGGGGAACAAAGAUGGAGCACAUCGAGCAUGGCUUUCUGCUGGAGGUGUCUCAGAAGUCAUUCUUUGGGACCUGACAACAGUAUAAGGCCACUUUGUUUAUUUUAAAGCAAGAAUGGAAGAACCUUGAAAAUGGGGAAGUGAUUUUGAAUACAUUUCUUUUUCAUUUAGAGAAUUGUUCUAGCAUUUCUGCUGAACGUUGCUGCCUAGCCUACUCUAAAGGGAGUUGAGAAUGAGGCAGGGUGAGGGGGAGAAAACAGUUUAGUAUUUGUUUUUGCUUUUUAAUGGCAACUCUAGAGCAAUGUAUAUUUGGCUUAUUGUCUUGUUAAAAGGGAGAAUUUCAUUCCAAGAACACUGAAUGUCAUAGUCAAUGUUGAUUUCGUAGGUCACUACCAAAUGUAAAAGAACUUGAUAAUUUGUUUCUUUUGACUCAAAUUGUAUUGCUUGUGUUCAUUAUUUGUGUUCCUGUGGGCAUUCGCUGGAAAGUAUAGAAAACUGGGAAGUAACUUGGAAAAAACUUGAUACAAGUAUGGAAAGGGUUACUUGGUGCCAGUAAAACUCUUUGAUACUGAAUAUGAAGAGAUGAAGAGCAUGAGGAUUUUUUUAUAGCUAGGAAUAAUAGUAAUAGUAGUAAAAGGACUUGACCUUUUUAAUUGCUGUAACUAAGUAAAACAGAUGCUCAAAAGUAAGUUGAUAAGAUAAGGAUAAGAUGUUUUUUAAAAAGUUUCUGAAAAUGUGUAAAAUGCUGUUUCUCACACUAGCCAGUAUGUAUCUUAUAAAAAGUGAUCUUAAAGAGAUGAAAGAUGUUGGUAGGCCAGCUAGUGGUACGGUGAUGGCUAAGCUGGCUGCAUCCCUUAUGCUGACUGUUCUGUUCAGGUCCCAACCCAGUGGCUUGAAAAACAGGUUGGGCACUUGUGCCUGCAGACGCAGAAUCCCGAAUCGAGGGAGAAAUGGAGGAGAAAGGGAUUGUGGGUGAUCAUUCCCCCUACUUUCUCUUCCUGGACAGCACACGCCUCCUAUAGCCAAUUAAAUAAGUGACUUCCCCAAAUCUGCAUACGCUUUUCUUAUUUUUUUAAAAUAAGGAACAAAUAUUUCUCAUCCAGAAUGGGCAUCCCAUAUAUAUAACCAUGAAUUAACCUGUAUCCACACCCAUAACAUAUAAAUACACAAGUGGGUAUCUGAUAGGUAAUUUGCAUUAAAGUAUGUAGAUUCUUAAACAGGUUUCCUUUUUUGUAAUUUGAGCUAAAAAUGAAGCCUCUAAAUACAGUAAGAAAUAUGUCAUGAUUGAAUUUUAACAGGAAUAAUUUUAUUUAUUUUAUCUAUUUAUAAUUAAAAUGUUUUUUGUUGAGUUUGAAAAUGCGUUUUUGAGUUAAAGGGACAAGGAUUUUGUAACUACUUGAAUUCUUAUAGUAAGAAUGUCUUAAUACAGGUUCUAGUCACUUUAGAUGAAAAAUUACCUCACAUCUGUUUUUCUUCAGUGUUACUUAAGGCUGUUUAUUUAGCUGAAAGAUUUUUUUUUUCCUGCCUAGAGGCAGAUACUUUGCCAGAUUGGUAUUUAUGGUCUGUAACUAUUUAAAUGUGUAUGUACAUAUAAACAUUGAUACUGUGGCAAUAAACUAUUAAAAAUGA